Tribolium castaneum (red flour beetle) is the source of this 584-nucleotide messenger RNA. RefSeq lists its product as uncharacterized. The record is from RefSeq and is a predicted model, not a curated record. Bases 136 to 549 code for a protein of 137 amino acids. Lineage: Eukaryota; Metazoa; Arthropoda; Insecta; Coleoptera; Tenebrionidae. The transcript is spliced from 3 exons.
GAUUAAAAUUAGACGAAUUUCAUUCAUCUUAAAUUGCUUUAAUUAUGUAUAUUGCGCACUAGAACAACAUGGGCGAGUAGACAAUUCCAUAACAGACUCAGUCGCCUCCGGACCGCUCGUCACAAAGCACGCAAAAUGAAAUUUUUCAUUUUCUCACUCAUCGCACUCAUUUCCAUCGAAAAUUCAAUUUGCAUGGAAUGCUACUCCACAAAUUUGGAAGCUUUGGCUCGAGGCGUCUCGGAACAUUCCCCACAGGACUGCACCCAAAGUUUGAAAAAAUUCGAACGCAGAUUCGAUUUGUCCAAACUUGACGUGACCUGCUUCAAGUUUGUGGUCCAAGGCGAAGACAAAACGGCCAUUGUGAAGGGAUGUCUCCCGAAAGGGGGCUGCGGCCUCAUGGAGGGGGCCCUCAAGACCAUGCUGCCCUUCACCGGGGAGGCGAAAUGCUACGAAUGCGAGGGCAGUCUGUGCAAUUCCGCCCCAAAGUUGCAACUUCUCGCUUUCGUUUCGCUUUUGUUGCCGUCAGUUUCACUGUUCAAACUGUUGUAAUAAAUCGUUGGUGUGAAUAAAUAUUAGUUGUUCGA